GGGAAAAGGCCUCGGGAGCAACAUGGCGGUUGGGCAGAGAGAAAUUGUAUGAGACUCAGGGGAUCUAACUUGGAGCGUGAAAGCUUCCGAUGAAGUCUCCCACAGAAGACUGUGUCUUAUUGAUGCCAUGGCAUUAGAUGUGCACUUCACCACAUUUAAGGAGUUCAGUCCCUUAUCUUACCUACUGAAUGCUAUCCCAACAAAAGUACAGAAGGGGUUUAGAAAUGUUCUCGUCCAUCUCACAGCACUUGAUGCCAAUAAAGACUACAUUGCAGUGGGCAGUAAUAUCGGUAUGCUUUAUCUCUACUGCAGACGGCUGAACAAGAUGACAAAAUAUAAUCUAGAGGGUAAAACUGAUACUAUUAGAGUGGUGAAAUUGUUGGCUUGUUUUGAUGACCUUGUUGCUGUUGGGACAUCUUCAGGAAGGGUAGUACUUUUCCAGCUCGUUUCACCAUUGCCUGGAAGAAACAAGCAGUUGCGUCGAUUUGAUGUCUGUAUUCACAAAAGUAAUAUUACAGCACUAGCUUGGAGCACUAAUGGAAUGAAACUGUUCUCUGGGGAUGAUCAAGGCAAAGUAGUCUAUGCUGCUGUGGAUUUGGACCAGGGUGUUUGUAGUCCCAGAGUGAUAUUAGAAGAGUCAUCUCCUAUAGUACAGUUAGACUACACUCAAAAAGUACUACUGGUUUCAACUUACUUGCGUUCUGUUCUUAUAUAUACUGAGCAGAACAUUAUCAAACAGGUUGGAACCCAGCCAAGGAAAAGUGCUGGCAGAUUUGGAGCCUGUUUCCUACCAGGACUCUGUAAACAAACUAAUGUGAAUUUAUAUGCUUCAAGACCUGGACUUCGACUGUGGAAAUCAGAUGUUCAAGGGGUUGUUCAGUCAACACUCCUUUUAAAAAGUGUAUUUACUUGUGGAGUGAAGCCAUUUGAACUGUUACCUCGAGUGAGUUUGUCAGCUGCAAAUAAAGUUGUUAUUAAACCAACUGAGAGAAACUUUGGGCUGUUGAAGUGCUUUCUGCACGAAGGAUGGGUGCUGAGCUGGAAUAAGACCAGUAUUUACGUCUUGGACGCAGUUAACCAGGCUCUGAUUGGUGGACUUGAAGGGCUCAGUGGCAUUGUGUCUGUUUCCUGUACAGAAGAUGAAAUUUUCAUGUUGACUGAUGACCGUGAUAUAAUUCGAAUUUCCAGCCAACCAGAAUGUUUCAAGUUAAUGGGAGUGCAAUCACAAUUAAACUCCCCACUGGCAGUCAACCUCAGGGAAUCUGUUCAAGAAACAGUGAUUGCAACAGACUCAAAAGAAAUGCAAAGUGAAAAUAAAACUUCAGGAACUGAUAAGUUUGAAGCACGUCAUUUGUUGUCUUCAGAACUUGAGCCAAAUUUGAGUUCAAAAAACGAAAUGGAAAUACAUCCCUUGGAUGAGACAGGUCAACGAAGAUACUUGGAAACAAGUGAGUCGAGGAGCAGAAGUAGUUCUACAAACAGUGCUAUUAGUGUUUUUGGCCAUAUAACAACUCCAGAACAGCAGAUAGGAGCAAUUUCCUCACCUGUGGGAUUAACAAAGAUUUCAGAUUCUGCAGAAAGAUUCAAAGCAAUGAACAUGGAAGAAUUCAACCAACAGCUCAUUGUUGUUCCUGUAAAAAAGAAGAAGAAACGGAAACAAGCAAGUUCUGGAUCAGAAGGCAGUCUUGUAAAGCAUGAAAUUGACUGUUCCAAUAGCUCCCAAAGUUCAGAGCCAGCACUUUUGAGUGAUUUUGCUAUUGAUGGCUCCAUUACUACAACUUGUGACUUAUCUGAUCAAAUGAGUUUGUUGAGCAGCAGUCUGGACCACUUGACCACUGAUUUUUCUGAACAAGGGAGCCAGAUUGGUACAGAAUUGGAUAUUAUUUUGCAAGAGGAGAAUAAUUCUAACCUUUUUGACUCCAUACAAUCUCCUGAAUGCAGAUUAACAUCACAGGAUGAUCAUCUCCCAUUGGACAGUUUGGCAGAAUCUUUGAAGACAACAAGUACAAUGAAUGAAAAUACAUGUUCGUCUGAUCUACUUUUUGCAGAAUGUUUAAACACUGUACCUUCUGUCAAAUUAGAAACUUUAGACAAUUCCUGCAAUAAAAGUGAAGAUUGCAGAGCUGAGGUUUCAGUAUCAAAUUCUGAACCAGUACUUAGACAGCAAGAAAAUUUAGGUAGCACUAUGUUUGAAGUGAUUUGCAACUGUGAACCUUUGGAGUUAAGAUCUCAAGGUACAGAAAAAUCUGUGGUGUCUGGUGGCCUAAAUUUGCAAGGAUCUUUAAGUGAAAGCUCAGAGUCUUUCUUGGAUGAGCGACAUGCACUACUGAUGAGAAUUCUUUCACCUGACAAAGAUCACAAGAAACAGGAAACCAAUGCAUUUUCACAGUUAUGUGCGUCAUAUAAUGAACCCAAUUUAUCAGACACAACUGAAACUCCACAAUCUUUAGAAACUGUUUGUUCAUUUGAUAAUGGUGGCACUGAAAAAAAGAAUGUCCAAGAACAACUUUCAUCAUCCAGUGAUGAUGAUGAGGAUAUUUAUGGCCACGGAGGACCUCAUCCAUUAUCCGAAAGCAAUGUGACGGAACAUGUUCUCACUUCCGAUGCUGACAAAUCACAGGGUUCAGUUUUUCAAGAUCUGAAUGCUUCUGUUUCAGAUGAAAUGGAGCUUUUAAAAUCCGAUCAGUUUGCUGAGAGCUGGAUGGGUUACACUGGCCCAGGUUAUAGCAUCGUCAGCCUUGUAGUCUCCGAGAAGCAUGUCUGGUGUUUAGAUUACAAGGGUGGACUAUACUGUAGCCCUUUUCAUGGUACAAGUUUGCGGUGGCAGAAAUUUGAGGAUGGUGUGCAACAGGUGGCAGUAUCACCAUCAGGUGUGCUGUUGUGGAAGAUUGAACAAAAAUCAAGCAAAGCUUUUGCCUGUGGUAAGGUGACAAUGAAAGGGAAGAGGCAUUGGUAUGAGGCUUUACCAAAUGCUGCAUAUGUUGCUUUAAGUGAUGACACUGCAUGGAUCAUCCAAACCAAUGGAGAACUCUUUCUACAAACAGGCCUUAGUGCCGAUCGACCUUGUGCGAGAGCAGUGAAGGUGGAAUGCCCAUAUCCAUUAGUGCAAAUUGCUUCCAGGAAUAAUGUGGUAUGGGCAUUGACAGAACAGCGAACAGCUCUCUUCAGGAAUGGCAUAAGCAGUUUUUGUCCAGAGGGUGAACAUUGGAUUUCUGAUAUUGUAAGUGAAAGGCAGAUGUUAGAGUUGGUGUGUAUAGCAUUGGGACACCAGCAAACAGUCUGGGCUUUGGACACAAAUGGCAACCUCUGGUUCCGCACUGGCAUCUCUUCAAGGAAACCACAAGGUGAAGAUGAGCACUGGUGGCAGGUGAGCAUAACGGAUUAUGUGGUCUUUGAUCAGUGCAACAUGUUCCAAACAAUAAUCCAUGCAACACAUACCGUUGCCACAGUUGCUCACGCUCCAGUCGAAAAAGUAGCAGACAAGCUGCGAGGUGCCUUAUGGUCGCAACAACCUCCACUUCAGCCAAGUCUCAUCAGUGUUAACAGCAGUGGUGUGUGGAUUACCUCAGGGAAGAAUGAGUUGCAUGUGGCAAAGGGAAAUCUAUUAGCAACAUAUUGGAAGACAGUUGUGCCUCGAGGGACUGUAUCAGCUACAAAGUGGGCUUUUGUCCUGGCUUCCAUGGCCCCUACUAAAAAAGGAAGUUUUCUGUGGCUGGGACAAAGCAACAAGGACCUCUUCUGCAUCAGUGACCAAAAUCCUGAGUUUCGGCCCUCGACUGUACAGUUACCACCUGAUGUCGAGAUGGUGCAGUUUUCUGCCAGCCAUGAUGCAGUAUGGGGCCUGGACUUACAGGGUAAAAUUCAUAUUAGGACAUUGUCAGAAAACUGUCCAAGUGGGAUGCACUGGACCAAACUGGAUCUUACACAGUUAGGAAGUAUAAAACUAUCAAGCUUAGCAUGUGGAGGGCAGCACGUAUGGGCUUGUGAUGUUGAUGGAAGUAUUUACUUCCGGAUGGGGACACAGCCAUUGAACCCCAGCAUGAUGCUUCCUGCUUGGAUAACCAUUGAGCCACCAGAACAGCCAUUAGGAACACAACUGAUCAGCAUUUAUUCCAGCCCCAAUGACCAGAUGGUUUGGGCAGUUGAUAGUCGGGGCAACGUGCAUGUGCGACUUGGAAUAACAGAGGCAAUGCCUGUAGGCACUGAGUGGGAACAUGUGCCAGGUUUACAGGCAAGUCAAUUAGGUGUGAGCUAUAGAACAGUGUGGGUACGUUGUUCUAAUGGAGAUGUAGCACGCCGUUAUGGAAUAACUAACAAAAACCCAGCAGGCGAUUAUUGGAAAAAGAUUCCUGGUAAUGUGAUUUGCUUGACAGUUACACCUCAUGAUGAACUGUGGGCUAUUAGCACUGGAGGCUCGCUUCUUCAACGACUUACCAAGAAUUUUAAUCAUACUGAUGCACUAACUAAUCCUAACCGUAUUGCUCUUUUGGGUCAAUCUGAGGACUUUGAUGAUGAGUGGGUGGUCAUCUGAAAGUGAAAGAACGUGCAGCAUUUCUUAGAUCAUGUAAUCAAGCCAUGAAUAUUAUCUUACCUUUAAGUCACUGCAGAUUCUUAAUCCCAUUAGGGUUAACAGUUGCAUUCAGAUAAACAUUUUGUACAAAUUUCUUUGUGGUUACAGUAUAAAUGUAGCUAAUGCAUCUUUUGUGACUGUGCUAGUAUUGGAAUACAAACAGGUAUGUCAUUCAGCAAAGAAGCUAAAGGAUUUGAAAUGCUACCUUCUAACUGAUAGCUGUGUCUGAGUAUGUUUUUACUACCUAAACCACAUUUGGACUGGUUUUCUGUUACCAUUCACUUACCAUGUAGCAAUCUCUGAGUUGUAGAUUUUGUGUGGAUGUUUGAGAUACACACAUACCAAAUGUUUUGUUAAUUUAUAUACACUGGACAUUAAACACAUCAGGAACAACAAACUUGUACAGCCAAUAGCAUUAAGAGCAGAAGAGUGCUCAUUUUAUAUUUUGAGAAGAAUGAUUUGUGGCUAUAGUUAGGUUAUUGAUUUUUCCUGUUGUUACCACUUCCUGCUUCAGCUAGGAGCAGAAAUAUCCUUGAAUGAGUAAUGUCACUGCUUACACAUGCUUAUAAAUGAUUAAAAAAAAGUAUAUUUUUUGCAGCGGUGGAAUGGUGUUGUCAGAGAUUUAACCACAUUCAAAGCAACACUGGCCAAUUUGACUGGUGAAUGCGACCAGUACUUAAUUCCAAUGGAAGUUGAGAUUCAAGCUAAUCUUUAAUUCCUGUGACUGGAGGAAUCUCCAGCUAAAAAUGCUUCAGAAAAUGUAUAGUAUCGUAUAAUAGUAUAAAGUGAGCCCGAAAUGGUUUUUGUUUUAGUGUAUUAUUAUUUAACGUGCUUUUAACUGUCAAUUAUUGUAGAUUUGUCUGAAAGACUUCAUUAAUACGAAUUGUAGGUGACUAAGCAGAGCAUUACCAAAAUAUGCAUCUAUCUUAAAGCCUUGUGGAUGCAAGUUUUAAAUAGUUUAGAAUUUAUUAUCAGCUGAUUGUGCUACCUUCCAAGUAAAAGCCUUACCAAUAUCUUGUUGACUGUAACUUGUAUAUGUGCACAACUGCAAUUGUAAUUUCAAGUUCGAUUGCUAUUUAGCAAUUUUUUUAUUCCCUUUAACAACUGACAAGUUUGUUCUGAUCAAAUAUAACCAAAUGUCAUUAGUGAUGCAUUUGUGCAGAGGAAAGAACAAUGUUUACACUUGCCAGAUAUAUUAAUCAGACUGUUGUAUAUAGAUUACAUACAGCUUUGGGUCAAUUCUGGACGUUUAGUCUGUUGGUUCUUGCACUUUGAACUUUUCUAAAGAUAUCUUGUGAAAAUCAGAUACUCUAGAACUUGUGGUAACUUAGCUGUCAGAAAGUAAUGGAUUUUAUUAAUUGUACAGUAUAUUGUGUUCCUAUUAGGUUGAAGUGAUGACUAGCAUUAUUAGUUUAGAUCCAGGAGUCCAUGAAUGACAAUUAAUUUUCUUCUGUGUAAACAACUGAAAAUGUGAAAUGAAAAUAGUUUCACACAAUGGAAGGUCAUAUAUCCCAGUAACAAAUUUUUGUUUAAAAAGCUAACUGAAGCUUUAGCAACUAGUUAUCUGAAUAUUGGUAGCACAUUGUGAAACAUAAACUUUAUUAUGAAAUCAUUUUGUUUGUCUAUCGACUUAAAUCGUUUAAUCUACUAAUGGAGUGAUAUGUUAUGUAGAGAUACAUGGCAAUUCCAGCUAAUGAGCUGAAAAAUUAAAUAUGAUUUUUUUAAAAUCAAGAAAUGGGUGUUGCAGUGGAAAUCCAGACAGCCCAGUCUCCCAGUCUUUGAAUUCAUCCCAGUCUUUGAAUUCAUCCCAAACAAAUAAUAUUGAAAUUUUUUUUUAAAAACCAACCAUAAAGGUGCAUCUUGAAAUUAGCUUCUAUAGUGUCAUAUCCACUGUGUUUACAGUUCUGCAGCAAAAAUCUGUAUAAUUGAGCAAAACCUUCUGCAUCACAAAUCGACAAUAUUCAUUGUUGGGGAAAAGAAGUCUUCAUUUGAUCCCCUUGACAGUGCUGUGUCCUGCAAAUAAUAGUUGAUCAUUGAAGCUCAAGUGCUACAAAUGGAAGUAUUCCAUUGCACAAACUGUCAUCCCUGACUUUGUUACACAGAAAACAAUGUAAAUGUAGUGUGAAAUGAGAGAUAUUGAAUUCUCACUUUCCCUUUUCUAAAUGCAAUAGUGAAAUUAAGUGUAAAAGUCUUGACAGAUGUCAAGAAAAUAGUUUGCAAAUGUAAACAACUACUCAUUUGUUUAGGCCAGCAAAGUUUACAAAGUUACAAUUUUGUUUAUAAAAGUAAGCAAUUUAAUUUGCUUUUCUUAAAAAAUUGAAUCACUUAAUAUAAUUUUCACUUUUUGAACAAAUGCCUAAUAAUUGUUACUCUUUCAGUGUUUUUAAUUUUAAAAUGUUUUAAAGCUGUUUAAUAAACAUGCCUCUGUAGUAAUACAUUGAGUUGAAUUCAGUGUGAUUGUUUCCCCAGUGAUGGUUAUGGUACUUGUUUGAGAAAGUAACUUUAAUAUUUUCAAAGGAAUGCAUGCAUAUAUGUGACAUUGCAGCUUAGCUUGAUUGUGGUCUUUUUGAUGUCAAUCAAAACUUUUACAGAGUGGAAAGAUUAAAGUGUAAAUCAUACAUUAAUUGAACAGUAAAUUGAAAGACUGUUGGCUGACUGACUAUAUGAAUUUACUGGAAAGAGCUCUGGUGGUAUUCAAGCUACAUUGUAUCCAGAAGAAUAUUACGUGCCUGCUCCUGUAAUGUAUAUUUAACUAUUUAUGACAGGUUUCUAAUGAUACCUAACAAAACUUAAAAAUGUUUAUAGUGUUUCACAUUACACAUCAAAGCUGGUACUAUUGCUUUAUUAUUCCCUGUAUAUGAUUGCAUAACCUUUAACAAAA
Messenger RNA from Stegostoma tigrinum, 7451 nucleotides. It is a transcript of the gene tecpr2, whose product is annotated as tectonin beta-propeller repeat containing 2. Lineage: Eukaryota; Metazoa; Chordata; Chondrichthyes; Orectolobiformes; Stegostomatidae. Gene Ontology annotation, molecular function: protein binding. The coding region runs from base 128 to 4531 and encodes 1467 amino acids. The record is from RefSeq and is a predicted model, not a curated record. The transcript is spliced from 21 exons.